This is a messenger RNA of Megalops cyprinoides (Indo-Pacific tarpon), 3846 nucleotides long. Its product is annotated as potassium voltage-gated channel subfamily H member 4-like. Gene Ontology annotation, cellular component: membrane. Gene Ontology annotation, molecular function: voltage-gated potassium channel activity. The record is from RefSeq and is a predicted model, not a curated record. The transcript has 15 exons. The coding region runs from base 139 to 3846 and encodes 1235 amino acids. Lineage: Eukaryota; Metazoa; Chordata; Actinopteri; Elopiformes; Megalopidae. Gene Ontology annotation, biological process: potassium ion transmembrane transport; regulation of membrane potential.
AGGGGGGGACUGCUUCCAGUUGUAGUAUAUCUGUUAUUCUGGUGUGAAAGUGUCCUGUGGGACCCCCCUUGUGGGACCCCCUCUCUCAGAAAGGAGUAAUUCUAUGGAAACCACUGAGGCUUCCUGACCCAGGCCAAGAUGCCAGUGAUGAAGGGUCUGCUGGCUCCCCAGAACACUUUCUUGGACACCAUCGCCACCCGGUUCGAUGGAACUCACAGCAACUUCCUGCUGGGCAAUGCGCAGGGGCACCGCGGCUUCCCCAUCGUGUACUGCUCCGACGGCUUCUGUGAGCUCACGGGCUUCGCACGCACCGAGGUCAUGCAGAAGAACUGCAGCUGCCGCUUCCUGUACGGGCCGGAGACCAGCGAGCAAGUCACCCAGGAGAUGAAAAAGGCCCUCGAGGGGCAACGCGAGUACCAGGCAGAAGUCAAGUUCUAUAAGAAGAAUGCAAACCCUUUUUGGUGCUUGCUGGACAUUGUCCCAAUCAAGAAUGAGAAGGGUGAGGUGGUCCUCUUCCUGUUCUCCUUCAAGGACAUCAGUGAAACAUAUGGCAAAAGCCAUCACAAUGGCACAAAAGAAGGUAGGACUCACAGCUCAGAGGCUUCUCAUGAGUCAAUGAAGCCCAGUGGUUCUCACUUCAACGAGGCGCGUAAGCAGGGACGGACGGUGCUGUACCACCUGACCAACCAGUUUUCCAACAGGGGCAAGGGCGAGGUGAACCUGAGUAGUGGCGUGUUCGACAGACCCUCGCUCCCAGAGUACAAGGUGGCGGCGGUGCAGAAGUCCCGCCUCAUCCUCCUGCACUAUAGCGUUUCCAAGGCAUUGUGGGAUUGGAUGAUCCUGCUGGCCACCUUCUACGUGGCCGUCACUGUCCCCUACAAUGUCUGCUUCACCACCCACGACGACUGCAACUCCGCCUCCCGCAGCACCAUCGUCAGCGACAUCGCCGUGGAGAUGCUCUUCAUCCUGGACAUCAUACUCAACUUCCGGACCACCUACGUGAGUCAGUCUGGUCAGGUGGUGUACGACACCCGCUCCAUCUGCAUCCACUACGCCGCCACCUGGUUCUUUGUGGACCUUAUCGCCGCCCUGCCCUUUGACCUCCUCUAUGCGUUCAACAUCACCGUGACGUCUCUGGUCCACCUGCUGAAGACGGUGCGUCUGCUCAGGCUGCUCAGGCUGCUGCAGAAGCUGGACCGGUACUCCCAGUACAGCGCCGUGGUGCUGACCCUGCUCAUGUCCAUGUUCGCCCUGCUGGCCCACUGGAUGGCCUGCAUCUGGUACGUCAUUGGUCGCAAGGAGAUGGAGAGCAACGACCCCGUCACCUGGGACAUCGGCUGGCUCCAUGAGCUGGGGAAGAGGCUGGAGACUCCCUACACCAACGGCUCGGCGGGGGGCCCCUCUGUGCGCAGCGCCUACAUCGCCUCUCUGUACUUCACCCUCAGCAGCCUCACCAGCGUGGGCUUUGGCAACGUCUGCGCCAACACUGACGCCGAGAAGAUCUUCUCCAUCUGCACCAUGCUGAUCGGGGCACUAAUGCAUGCCGUGGUCUUCGGCAACGUGACGGCGAUCAUCCAGCGCAUGUACUCACGGCGCUCGCUGUACCACACUCGCAUGAAGGACCUGAAGGACUUCAACCGCGUCCACCGGCUGCCUCAGCAGCUCAAGCAGCGCAUGCUCGAGUACUUCCAGACCACCUGGUCUGUUACCAACGGCAUUGAUGCCAACGAGCUGCUGCGCGACUUCCCGGACGAGCUGCGGGCAGACAUCGCCAUGCACCUCAACAAGGACAUCCUGCAGCUGCCCGUCUUCCAGUCGGCCAGCAGGGGGUGCCUGCGCUCCCUCUCGCUGCAUAUCAAGACCUCCUUCUGUGCCCCCGGCGAGUAUCUUUUCCGCCAGGGCGAUGCCCUGCAGGCCUACCACUUUGUCUGCUCAGGCUCCCUGGAGGUGCUCAAGGACGGAAUGGUGCUAGCCAUCCUGGGUAAGGGGGAUCUCAUUGGAACUGACCUGCCGGGCUGGGAGCAGGUGAUCAAGACCAACGCAGACGUGAAGGCCCUCACCUACUGCGACCUGCAGUACAUCAGCGUGCGGGCACUGAGAGAGGUGCUGGAGCUGUACCCGGAGUACGCCAGCCGCUUCACGGCCGACAUCCACCACAACCUCACCUACAACCUGAGAGAGGGCAGCGAGGACCGCUUGGACCACAGUGUCUUCUCGGAGCACAAGCUGCCUUUCCUUGUGGAAGUGGAGGACGGGGCGGAGGAGUGCUUCCAGCCGUCGCCCGGCGGCAGGUCCCACAGCAAGCUGACUCUGCCCACCCUGAGCGGCCCGCUGCAGCACGGCUCCCUGAGCAGCCUGCUGGGGGAGGAGCUGCGGCACUUCAACGCCCUGCGCCGCCACCGCUCACCCGCCCGCGGGUGCAGGAGCGUCAGCCCCUCCCCUCAGCAGCAGACCAAGGAGAGUCACGCCCCCGCCUCCGCCCCCACCCCCGUCUUAGAGGGAAAGUCCAGCCACAGGCCCACCAAGCUGCUCAUCCCCUCCCUCAACUGCUUCGGGCCUCCAGACCUCAGCCCCAGGGUCGUUGAUGGGAUCGAGGAUAACGGGCAAGCUUUUCACUUCAACAUGGAGCAGAGCAGAAUCAAAGUGGGCUCCGACAGCCUGGCCAAAGAUGAUGGCCAGGUGAACGCCACUCUGCUCCUAGAGACAGAGGAGGUCAGAGAGAGCAUCAGCCAGCUAAACAAAGAGAUGAGCCACCUGAACCAGAAAGUGUCCGAGCUGACAAAGGAGCUCCACCACAUGAUGCACUUCCUGCAGGUCCGCAUGGCCGCGCAGCACUAUGCCUCUGCCAUGUCCGCCUACCCUUAUGGUGUGCAGAUGGUUCACACCCCCGCCGCCAACAGUAGCCCGGUCGCCGCCGACUGGCAGGCCCAGGUGCCGUACAACAUGGCCGCGGGCCUGCAGCUGCACCAGGAGCGUUUGGGCCAGGAGCCCCCGAGACAGCCCGUGGGGCGGGUUUGGAGCUACGGCGGGAGCGCCAGCCACACGCGGGCAGCUGUGAUAGGGGACGCAGCGGAGACGGAGAAGUGCCAGCCGCCCACCAGUUUACACACGCCAUGCUGCGCAGACCUGAGAGGGUCUGCUGGGCUAGGGAUGGGCAUCCAGCAGACCUCCUGCCUCACCUCCAGGAGCACCCCAAACUCUCCCUACACGGCCCACCAGCAGCCUCGGGCUGGCCUUCCUCUGCUCGGCCCUGCCCUGUUAGGGUCCCCCCUGGAUCCGGUUGCUCACCCUGGGUACGCGCCGCCCAUCCCCGCCCCAAGCAGCGCCCACCCGUCCUGCUCCCCCAGCCAUCUCAGUCAGUCCCACCCCAGCCUGAGCCAGCAGGUCGCUGCUGCCUCCGACUACGCAUACACCCAGUCCAGCUCUCCCCGGCCCACUUGCUGGUCCCCGUGCGACUACCUCCACCUCCACAUGUCCACGAGCUCCCUGUCGCAUUCUGGUUCCGCCUCCUCCUCCUCUGAGGACUCGUUCCACUUCCGGAAGUCCACCUGCCCCAGGCAGAAUGACCUCAUUGGAUCCAGCCCCACCCACACCCUGCACAGCAGCAUCCCCAAGGAUGCCCAUCACUCUGGCCUCUCUCUCUCAGUGCCUACUCCUCCUGUCCUCAGGCAGGCUUCUGUCACCUCUCAGGAUUCCGGUUCCGCCAGACUUGACUUCUGUGACCUGGGGGACUCGAUGGGGACUGAACACAUUAGCCUUGAAUGUCUGCUUACAGAACCAAGACCAGACAGGAGGCAUGAUGAGGUCAUGGGCUCCCAUAGGUCUAGUAUUGGCACUCAGACAUAA